Messenger RNA from Closterium sp. NIES-67, 3026 nucleotides. NCBI's taxonomy places the organism in Eukaryota, Viridiplantae, Streptophyta, Zygnematophyceae, Desmidiales, Closteriaceae. The record is from the annotation of a GenBank genome assembly.
AGUACAGCAGUAUUUACUGCUACCACGCUUCCCUCAUCCCCAGGCCGCUUCUUCGCACAUUUGCCGUACUAAAUGACAACUAACGCGUAAUGCGCGCUGCUAGUGCAUCAGCCGAAGCGCCAUUCGCAAGUCGACGCUCCGAACCACCACUUGCCCUAAUAAAGUGGCAGAUUCUGUGUUUAGACGCGACCGUCCAGACAUCAGCACGAGUCGCAUCAGCCCGAAGGAGCUAGACCCUCAAACCAGUCAUCCCACGCUUACCCGCUUCCCACCUCCCUCAGACAAACCUUGCCCACUUUAAGACCGUUAGCUUUCUCCGGUAAUGUGUGUAUCCUCGAGUACCUACCCGUGUAGAUAACUUCCUUGGUUCGAGCCGCUUCUCCAUAGUUCCAUAGCCGCAUAGCCAAGCAAGCAUCUUCCAGUCCGCAAUCGCACGUCUCGCACGUCUCGCAUUAGCAGCGGCGGUACGGACCAACCGACUGACACGAGGAAGUCAACACCCCGCACCUCCCCCGCUCCUCUCGGCGAAGGGUCGCACAAAUGGCGCCCUCCUCGCACCUCGCACGGCCGUCGCCCGCGUCGCUAUCGUCGCUAUCGUCGCUCGUGCUGCUGCUGCUGCUCUCUCUCGUCGCCGCGUGCCUCGCCAGCCAAGGCGAUUCUGAUCCAAUCUACAUAGUUCGCCUUAAAGACCCGCCUGUCGCCGCAUACACCGGCGGAAUCGGCGGCUACCCCGCAACCGCGCCUGCCGCCACCGCCAAAACCGCCGCCGGCGCGCUGAACAAGCUGGGGAAAGCGGCGCGGAACGCGGCGAAGCAGCUUUGGAAGAAGCGGCCGAGGCUGAACGUGCGCGGCGCGAACGUUAAAACGUUCGUCAAGUUCUUAAAGCAGCAGCAGAAGAAGGUUGCGCAGGACGUGGGUGUGGCUGCCCAGAAGCUCAUCCACAGCUACACGCACGUUGAGAACGGCUUCGCAGCCACCUUAUCCCCGAAGCAAGUGCGCAAGCUGCAGUCGCACCCGGACGUCGCGGCGGUCACGCAGAGCGUGCGCGUGUCCUUCUCCACCACGCACUCCCCGCAGUUCCUGCGCCUGCCGCAGUCGCUCUGGGAGUCCGCGGGCGGGGAGAUGGCGGCGGGGGAGGACGUGGUGAUCGGCGUGAUCGACUCGGGGAUAUGGCCGGAGCACGCGUCCUUCUCUAACACGGACGUGAGUGAGUUCGGCGACCCCCCCGCGUCGUUCACAGGGGAGUGCGAGACAACAGCGGACUUCUUCGCGUGCAACGGCAAGGUGGUGGGCGCAAGGUUCUUCAACGCGGCGUUCAGCAAGGAGAACCGCGGGAAGAUCGACUUCAGCUCCGACUACAACUCGCCGCGCGACUCCGACGGCCAUGGCACGUGGUGUGCUGGCGCUGCAGCGGGCAACACCGGGGUGGGCAUCGGCGACGUGAUGGCGAGUGGCAUGGCCCCGCGCGCGCGCCUGGCGAUCUACAAGGUGUUUUGGAAGCACGGCGGGGACAUGUGGGCUAAUAACGCGGACGUGAACGCGGCCGUGAAUGCAGCAGUGGCGGACGGAGUGGACGUGCUGAGCCUGUCGUUCGGGGGCGUGGAUCCCAGAGCCACCUACUUUGAUGACAUUCCCUUCCUCAACGCCCAUGCUGCGGGGGUGGUGGUGUCAUUCGCAGCGGGCAAUGCGGGCGGUGUGCAUCCAGCCAAGGGGGAGUACCGCCUCAUAGACAACUUCGCUCCGUGGUACCUCUCCGUGGGAGCCAGCACCAUAAGCCGCUACACGGACAUGUCUUCUGGCAGCGACUCCCCCAGUGGAGCAAGCCCUCCGCAGGAUGGCACCAGUGAAGAGCCCGUGGAUGCUGCUGCAGGCGGCGAUUCUGCUGCUGCUGCUGCUGCUGCUGCUACUGGUGGUGGUGGUGCGGGUGUGACGAGCAAGUCUGUUGGGACUGACGCGGCUGUCACUCUCUCGUCCAAGGAGCUGAAAGGGUUCACCUUUCUCGAGUCCCCCGAUGAUCCCGACGAAGCGCCUAUCCUCGCGCCCUUCUCCUCCACCGGCCCUCUUGCCGCGCCCGCCGCAGUCCCCGCAGCCGGCAGACCCAAUAACGACAUCCUUAAACCCGACAUCAUCGCUCCGGGCGUCGCGCUCUGGGCGGCGGCUCCUAGUCCCACGCUCACCGACUACGACAGCUAUUUUAGGAGGCUCUCCGGGACGUCCAUGGCUACGCCGCAUAUUGCGGGAAUCGCGGCGCUGAUCAUUCAGCAGAAGCCCACGUGGACUCCGGCGCAGGUCAUGUCAGCGAUAACGACGACGGCGAGCGUGCGAAACAACAGGGGGACGCCUAUCCGGACGCAGCAGAAAGGGCAGGCGUCGCCAGCAGGCGACCGCGUCGCGACGCCGUGGGAGAUGGGGUCUGGGCAUGUAAACCCUCUCAGUGUUCUCGACCCUGGGUUGACGUACGACGCGAAUGCGACGGAGUAUAAAAAUUUCCUCGCGGGUUUGAACUUCAAUCAGGCGAAGAAGGAGUUCCGUUCGAUCGCCGUGAAGCCCAUUCGCGCGUGCAAUCUCAACCGUGCGUCGAUAAGUGUGUCGAAACUGCAGCGAUCGGUGACGGUGACGCGACGGGUUACCAAUGCCGCCAGCGAGGCUUCAACGUACGAAUCCUCAGUGGAGUUUCCCCCUGGUGUGAAUGUGGUGGUGAACCCUCCAAGUUUCACCAUCCAGCCUGACCAAACGGUAACCUACACGGUUACAUUUACUGUUCAGAAAAAGAAUCCAAACUUUGUGUUCGGAAGUCUGACAUGGGCCGAUGACAAGGGCCAUGUGGUGAGGUCUCCAAUUGCUGUUCAGCCCAUCAAGUGAGGACUGUAACAAAAUGUAAUAAUGAUUAGGGUGAGAGAGUACAAGGGUAUAUACCAGGGCCAGGCCCCCAAAUUGGUUUUGGGGGACGCUGAUCGCUCAGUGUCCCCUGCCAUUCCUUGGGUUGGUCAUCAGCGUCGCCCCCUGAAAAAAGGCUGAAAAAUCAG